Molecule: messenger RNA, 1664 nt
Organism: Theobroma umbraticum
Lineage: Eukaryota; Viridiplantae; Streptophyta; Magnoliopsida; Malvales; Malvaceae
Product: Glycine cleavage T-protein family
Cellular component (GO): mitochondrion
Molecular function (GO): protein binding
Source: RefSeq, a predicted model, not a curated record
AAUAUAAACAUCCUUCUUCAAAAAUGUAAUAGAUAGAACACAAUCUUCAGUAACCGGGUGGACCUCCGAGCUUCUCACGGUUAAGAUCCUUUUUCCUUUUUCUUUUUUUUUUUUAGUUAUCAGAUUCCCGUAUUUUCCACUUCCCAGCCGGCAGCCGCUGCAACAAACGAAGGAAUGACGACGGCGACCGCGACGGCAACGCCUUGCGUGGCUCACUUGGUUGGCCGUUCCACCGCUCGUCUUCAAUACUCUAUAGGCGCUCCUCUUCUUUUCCGAAACGCGGCAUUUUCGACCAAGAAGAGUAACAAGAACAAGCUCUCAUCAAGAAAAUCUUGCUCUACCUCUAUUAUGGCCGCCUUACCUUUCGAACUCUUCCCUCCCCCCAUCGAUCAUGACUUCCUAGAUACGGUUACAGCUGAAGGAGCGAAGGUUUCUGAGGAAGGAAUAAUAGAAACUUUUGAGAAUGAUGAUGAAGCUUUGGAUGCAUUUGAUAAUGGGGUGGUGGUUAUGGACCUUUCCCAGUUUGGACGGAUAAGAGUCAGUGGAGAUGACCGUAUUCAGUUUCUUCACAACCAAACUACUGCAGAUUUUGAAUGUCUUAGUGAAGGACAGGGAUGUGAUACAGUUUUUGUUACGCCAACAGCGAGGACGAUAGAUAUUGCUUAUGCAUGGAUUAUGAAAAAGGCAGUAGUAUUAGCGGUCUCACUCGAGACCUGUGGAAACAUAACUGAAAUGCUCAAUAAGUACAUAUUUUUCGCUGAUAAGGUAGAGAUUCAAGACAUCACCAAGCAAACUUGCUUAUUUGCUCUAGCAGGUCCAAAAAGCAACCAAGUGAUGGCUAAUUUGAAUCUCAGUGAUCUUGUUGGACAACCAUAUGGCGCAAAUCGACAUUACAGCGUGAAUGGUAUGCCUCUAACUGUUGGGGUGGGAAAUAUAAUUUCUCAAGAAGGUUUUUUGUUGAUGAUGUCACCAGAGACAGCCGGAUCAGUCUGGAAAACUCUUCUUUCUCAGGGUGCUAUUCCAUUGGGUUUUAAUGCCUGGGAAAAACUAAGGGUUAUACAAGGACGACCAGCUCCUGGAAAGGAGCUCACUAAUGAAUUUAAUGUUCUGGAGGCUGGUCUUUGGAACUCAAUUUCUAUAAACAAGGGCUGUUAUAAGGGGCAAGAGACAAUAUCAAGACUCAUUACGUAUGAUGGAGUUAAACAGAGACUAUGGGGAAUUCAUUUGUCAGCACCAGUAGAACCUGGCAGCCCAAUUACAGUUAAUGGGAAGAAGGUUGGAAAGCUGACAAGCUAUACCACUGGAAGAAAGGAAUCUGACCAUUUUGCUUUAGGCUACAUCAAGAGGCAAGCAGCUUCGUGUGGGGAUACUGUGGUGGUUGGAGAAAAUAUUCUUGGGAAAGUGGUGGAUGUUCCUUUUCUUUCUCAGCAAUCUCCUCCAAAGAAAUCCAGUCCUUGACUUAACAGAAAUUGUACCGAUAUAACUACUACUUUUGCAUGCCUUGAUUUCUUGUCAUUCUUCAAUGGUAUGCCAUGAACACGUUUUUCUUUUUGUAUAAUUCUUUUUUUAAUCAUUUCCCAUCUUGUUGGUAUGGUGGUCUUCAUAAAUAUGUAUUAAGACUUGCAUCUUUUUUAUUUUUAUAGUGAAAGGAAAACUUUAGUAAA